AUGGGAAGGACCCUAACAUACCCAAAGCGGCCGUCGAACACGGUCAACCGUUACAAACAUCGAGCAACUUAUGACCUGGGUGCCAUUCAUGAAAUUAUCAACUCCACCCAAGUUCUCCAUGUUUCCUUCAGCCCCGGACCAUCGGAGCCGUUCCCGGCCAUCUUGCCUAUGAUCGGACAGAUGGGAUCAUUCGACUAUCCUUCAGCUAGCAUCGACGAGCCCCUUGAUUGUUAUCUUCAUGGCUAUGUCAGCUCCCGCAUCAUGAACCUGGCUCGAGAUGCUGAAGGAGAAGGACUACCCAUAUGCGUGGCUGCUAGCAAGGUAGACGGGCUGGUUUUGUCUCUGACACCGAACUCCCACAGCUACAACUAUCGAUCUGCAAUUCUUCAGGGCUAUGCUAAGCUAGUGACUGACGAAGCCGAGAAGCUCUACGCCAUGGAGCUGAUCACUAAUUCGGUGCUUUCGGACCGCUGGGCGCAUACGCGCGUCCCACCAGACCGUGCUGAAAUGUCUUCGACCGUCAUCCUUAAGGUCAAAAUCAUGAGCGGCAGUGGUAAGAUUCGAGAUGGCAGUGUCUCGGAUGAAAAGAAAGAUACAGGCAGUGAAGAGGUCACGAAUCGUGUUUGGACUGGUGUUGUUCCCGUCUGGGAGACAUUUGGUGAGCCUGUUCCUAGUACUGGGAACAAGGUACCUGAGGUACCAGGCUAUGUGAAGUCGUUUGUUGCUGCGAAGAACGACGAGAAUCGCGCUUAUGCGGAGAAGGCUGUGGGAAUUGAGCUCCCCCCAGAGGAACAACACUGA
Molecule: messenger RNA, 801 nt
Organism: Aspergillus niger
Lineage: Eukaryota; Fungi; Ascomycota; Eurotiomycetes; Eurotiales; Aspergillaceae
Exons: 2
Coding region: 1-801 (266 amino acids)
Source: RefSeq, a predicted model, not a curated record